AUGGUACUCCAUCGUCUCCAUUUCCAAGCCAUCAGCGCGUCGCCAGAGCACCUCCUCUCCACCGAGGGCUCGAGCGCCAGCGUCGACCUGGUCGGCGACAGCCGGCCGUACGUCUACCCGGACCUCGACGCUUUUCUGGAUUGGGUCACAGUCGGAUUCUGCGAGCGACAUGAUAGCAACAGCCUUAUCCUCGUUCCACGCGCUUUCAAGGAGCCCCUCUUCCACAAGCUCGUCGCGCUCCGUCACCCUUCGUCUCGCUCGGUCGAAAUGCCCACCAUCGAGAGCGAGCAUGCCCAAAAGCGACCUUGCGUGACUGUGCUGGAGGUCGUCUACGGACUGCAAAAGGUCGGCUGCACGCACAUCAGGAUCGUGGUUCUGGGACCAUUGCCUGCUCUCGUCGCCGACAUGGCCCAUCCGGCCAGAACGGACAACGUCUGGACGUUCCGUGCGCAGGUCUCGACUCGCGGCAUUCCGCUUUUCCGGGGAGCAAGCACCGAGGGCCAGACAGUGCCUAUGCUGGGUAGCCUCAGUCGCGGCUUCGGGAUCUUCACCUUCGCAUUGCCCUCUCGAGACGACGGUAUCUUCCAGGUCCGCCUCCUGCCGAACCUGGUCGAAAGACUCGGCGGCUACCAGGCAGACUCACACCCUCGUGAUUCUUUCCGCCCAGCUCAAGAACUUCCGCGCAUAGCGGCGGAUGCCUGCCGAUACUGGCGUCAGUCACUGCAGCGCCAGCGUGUCUGCAAGCUGUCGGGCGCAUCCAUCGAGCUUUCCGUCAAGGCGGUCACCCUGCAAGAAGCGCGUGCGGCGGUCAAAAAGUCGGGGCUCAUGCAAUGGGGCCCGCUGCUGGAUGGACAGCUCACCGGUCACAGCGUCGAGUGCAUCACGGUGCCCAGGGAACGUUACCUCGCCCACUUUGCCGCUGCAAUCGAAAGGGCGGACCGAGCCGCAUCCCUUAUCGGCGAACACGACGUGCAACAGGCCAUUGGCAUCCUCGAGCGCCUUCAGCAAGAUAUCGGCUCGGUCGACGCCAAUCGAUGGCGGCCGAUGGGCGUGCCCAACUACUUCAUCUUGAUUCUCUCUGGUCGACUGUGA
This is a messenger RNA of Pseudozyma flocculosa PF-1, 1092 nucleotides long. RefSeq lists its product as uncharacterized. The transcript has a single exon. The coding region runs from base 1 to 1092 and encodes 363 amino acids. NCBI's taxonomy places the organism in Eukaryota, Fungi, Basidiomycota, Ustilaginomycetes, Ustilaginales, Ustilaginaceae. The record is from RefSeq and is a predicted model, not a curated record.